UGAGUGAUGUAUGUAUAGUACCAGGCUAGCAAACGGGUUUCCUUGUCAAAUUGGAAUGGGCACCGCACCCUGAAUGUUACGGCCAUUACUGGAAAUAGUAAAAAAAAUAUUGCUCGACGGGUGAAUCUUCUAAUAAAGACCGAUUCUGGACGGAAUUCGACAAAAGGAGGUAUCUGAGAGCGAACACCACAAUUUAGGGGAUCUGUUUUUUUUUUCAGAUCACUGCCCAGGGACUACCUGGACACACCUUUUUAUUAACCCAGAUUUGAUAAAUUUAGCAAGCUUACACAAUGUCGGAGUUAGACCAACUAAGACAAGAGGUGGACAUCCUCAAAAACCAAAUUAGAGAUGCCAGAAAAGCAGUCAACGAUAGUAACCUUGGUACCAUCACAUCCAACAUGGAUUCAAUAGGUCGUAUCCAAAUGAGGACUAGGCGAACACUUCGAGGCCACUUAGCCAAAAUCUAUGCCAUGCAUUGGGGGUCAGACUCAAGAAACCUUGUGAGUGCAUCACAGGACGGCAAAUUGAUAGUUUGGGACUCUGUAUCAACCAAUAAGGUCCAUGCAAUUCCGCUGAGAUCCAGCUGGGUAAUGACCUGUGCCUACGCGCCAUCAGGUAGCUUUGUGGCAUGCGGCGGUCUGGACAACAUCUGUUCAAUCUACUCCCUCAAGACGAGGGAAGGCAACGUCCGCGUUAGCAGAGAAUUGCCAGGGCACACCGGUUACCUUUCAUGCUGCCGUUUCAUCAAUGAUAACCAGAUUGUAACUAGUUCAGGAGAUAUGUCAUGUGGCCUUUGGGACAUAGAAACAGGGCAGCAGACGACAGGUUUCACUGGGCACACAGGCGACGUCAUGAGCCUGUCGGUGUCCAACGACAACCAGACCUUCGUCUCGGGCGCUUGUGAUGCCUCGGCAAAACUAUGGGAUAUAAGGGAAGGCAACUGCAAGCAGACAUUCACUGGUCAUGAGUCAGAUAUUAAUGCCGUCACAUUUUUCCCUAGCGGCACUGCCUUCGCCACUGGCUCUGACGACGCCACUUGCCGGUUGUUUGACAUCCGUGCCGACCAGGAGCUGAUGCUCUACUCACAUGACAACAUCAUCUGCGGCAUCACGUCAGUAGCUUUCUCAAAGAGCGGCCGUCUGCUCAUGGCCGGCUAUGAUGACUUCAACUGCAAUGUCUGGGAUUCUAUGAAGGGAGAACGUGCAGGUGUAUUGGCAGGCCACGAUAAUCGCGUCAGCUGCCUGGGUGUGACCGACGACGGGAUGGCGGUAUGCACAGGAUCUUGGGACAGCUUCCUCAAAGUAUGGAACUAAAACACGCCACACCCGCUAAAAAAAGAUAAGAUAAACAAAAACCUCCCGUGAGCAAUAGGGGAGGGUAACCCCCGGACCGGCCAACACAGGGGGACACACUCCUAACUCCCCCCUCAAAGCUGCGAUGAUCUGGGAAAUCAGCCCCCUGUGCUAAGAGGGGGAAAGUUAAAAACCGCUUUUGGACCUUUGAAUACGAGUGUGGCACUCGUGUAUAAGUUACUGAUGAAGGGAUGAAAGUGAUAUUUCAUAAAAUAAGAGGAAAAGGGGGGGGGGGGUUGCGUGUGUGUCCGAGUGCCCUGUUUUGUGGCUCUGAUACAGAGCAUUAUAUCAUCUGUGUAAAACAGGAAGGGAACGAAAGGAUAUCCAAUGAUAGUGGUUUAAACUAGACAAAAACAAAAAUACUGUAAUAAUAACUAAAUUUAAAAACAAUUGUGCACGAAAUGCUGGCGUGAGUGGUUCAAAUAAAAUAUAAUUGAUUUUUAGAUCUCGAAGUUUGGGGGAGGGGGGAGUUGAAGUUGAUUGUUGAAAUUUUUUUUUAAAAACCUGACAGAAAAAGAGUGUUCAUCAUCAAAGGUUUUAACAUUUAAAUAAUUAAUUGAAAUUUCCGUGCACCUAAAAAGUUCCAGAAAAAAGGCGUCUACUUUUAGGCAGUGUUGAUACAUGUGCUUUAGUUGUGUAUAUAUUUUGUGUUAAUUCUGUAUGCUGAUUUUGUUCCUUCAGAUUUAGCUAGUUGAGAUGGACACGUCUUCAAUUUUUUUAAAAACUAUUUGAAGCUAUUCGUUGGCGCCUCUUUUUGCAACUAUCCCUUGAAAAUCCCCCCCCCCCCUAAAAUGCAAGAAUGUAACGAAAGGCAAGAAAUUUUGGAAACUCUAGUUAAUGCUUAACUCCAGUUCAGUUUUGGUCCGCCCCUUUUUCUGGAAGUUUUUAGGAUUCAUCCGGUUGAGAACCAAGAAGCAUUUUUUGGCCGGGUUUUAAAAAAAAGUAUAUAUAUAUUAAAAGUAAGGUUGUAUUAUUAUUAUUAUUAUUUAGUAGCCCAUAUAUCCGAUGCAUGUGUCGAUCGAUGCACGUAUAUAAAGAUACAUGCCAUUUACAUUUUUUAAUUUCACAUGUGGUUAAAUGUUGACGGAAAAUGGGCUUAAAAAUGAAAACUACGGAAAAAAAAAAAUUAAAAAAAAAAAAUUGUGUAGAUUUUUUCACCACCAAGUUAAUAGUUUAGCUAUCCCAUGGAAAAUUGUUACGGAUAACCUGUGCUUUGUGUAACACAGAAUUUUUUGUUGUUGAGGAAUUUUGUUUAACGUUCCCUUCUCUCUUCGAUAUUAUUGCAUUUGUAAAUGUCGUAAAUGGAUGAAUACAAAAAAAACGAAACUGUAUAGACGCCAACUGUAUGUAUGCAGCAUUGUGCACGAGAAAAACUGAAAAAAAGGUUCGCAUUUUUUUACCCUUGAUGUCCGUUCAUCUCCGUUUUGGUGAAAGUAACGCUACGAGAGAUUCCCGAAUAUCUCUCAUCAUAAUCGGUUGGUUUUAUGAAGCUGUGUUUUGUUUUGAAGCCGGCUUUUGGGCAGAGUAAUACAUGUUCAGCUUGACGAACCGAGAAACUUUUAAAAAUCAUCAUGUAACGUCAUGGAAGGCCAUAGGUGGCAAGUCGCAAUGAUCGUGAGUUGUGAGUCGACCGCCCACAAAAAAACUAAAUAAGAACAACCGGCUCCUUAGGAGGAAUAAGAUGGCCUUUCUGCCCCAAUCCAAAUAAAUUCGGUUUCAUUUUUUUUUUCUUCCGUUUUUGCAAGUUUUUUUGUGUGGAGUUACUUUGAAAAUGAAAAAAUAUAUACAAGAAGUGCAGACUUCUAUGUGUGUAGAAACACUGAUUGCACCUGUUUACGUUCAUUAUUUACUGGCAAUAUUUUCUAACCGAGAAAAGUUCACGUAAUUUUUUAAUUAAUCAACUCUUAAUGAAGCAAGGAAUUUACGCUCGCUCUUUGUUUUUAGUAUUAACCUGCAUCAGUUUUUUGGACGGGGUAUGUCACAAUCGUCUCUCGACAAUGUCUCAUUAAUUCACCGUUUUUUUUGCAUCCGAAUGUACCCUCUGCCUUGCCAAUGCUUUUUGGUCUGUGAAAGGCACACUUUUGAAUGAAAAACAUAAAGUGCAAUGAAAAAGUUGCUAAGAUCAUUGCGGAGAUUACGUGCCUGGUCGCUAAACGAUCCUGCGUUGUGUGAACAAAUUUGAAUCCCCAGAGCCGUUCCGGCAAACGUUGCCCUCUAUUUUACUGUAUCCGACCAUUGCUUUGUAGCAGAUUGAAUAUAAAAAAGAAAUCCAAAAUCUUGUAGUGGAUGGGCUCUAGCAAGUGAAUAUAUAUACUCUUUAAGGUUUAAAAAGAAAACACAAGCAAAUUGAGCAGCUGCCGACCAAUUAGAACUCAUCUUGUAAAAUUACUUGAUUGUUGUGACUAAUUUCUUUUUCCUUUUUUUUCAUUUAUCGCACGUGCUUCACCGAUAAUUUUUUUUUUCUCUUUUUGACAGGUUGUAAUAGAUAUAGGGGAAAGUGGAUAUAUAUAUAUUUACCUUGCGAAAAUGUUUUUUGAAAUCGUUGGGAUUUGUCGUUAUAAAGAUGAGCAAUUGUUUUGCCAUUCUUGGAACUGAUGGGGAAAUCCCGUCAGAUAUUUUGUUUUAAUGAUAAAAAAAGCGGAAUUAUUAAACAGCAGAAUGAUGUAAUUUCUUAGUUCUCCCAAGGGAACUAUUGGUAGCGUUGUGUACUAUUGCAUAGUUGCCACAUGGAGACGAUGAAUUCUUUGUGUAUUAAUAUGAUGUACGUGUAUUUAAAAAAAAAAAGUAAAAAAAAAAAAAGUAAAAAAAGUCAUGAAUUUUAACACUUAUAAAAAUAGGAAAACAAACUUUCAAACUGCAUAGCCAUCAAGAUUUAGAGAUCAUUUUCAUCAGAAACUAGUACAUUUUUUGUAUCAUGGACGAAAAAAAAAAGAAGUUAAAAUUGUGACUUGAAAAUGACGUGAACGUUUUAAGAAUAUCUGUGUAUAAAAAAAAUAAUAAUUAAUAAACAAAUCCUAUGUGUGCAGGGUUUUCACUUCGUUUGGUUGAGCCCUUUUCUCGAGCUGUAGAUAGUAAAAAAAAAAAUCAAUCAAAAAACUUUGGGGUUAACUCUAAAAUAACGCUCCAGUCGGUGGGUUGAUAAUUUUUGUGUGUGUGUAUCUUUGGCAGAAUCGGAAAGAAGUUGGCAUGUUGUCUUAAAGAGCAUAGGAGAUACAUUGUAAAACAAAAAAGAAAAAACACAAUUUAAAAAAAAAAAAAAAAACUGUGCGCAAACAUUUUGUAGAUAGUGUUCCUAGUCAGUGCUGUGUAGUUUGGGUGUCAAUGUUCGGAAUGGUUCCAGCAUAACCAGUUCACAAAGCAUUACUGUUGAUUUUAACCGUUGGAAACAAAAAAGAGAAAAAUUGCAUAGAGAAAAUGGGUCGUUAGCCGAGUUGCAAUCCAUUUAAAAUAAAAUUGCGACGUGUUUUAAUCACUUUCUUCACAGAAAGAAGUUUAGGGUUCAUUUUACUUUUUUUUUUUUUUUUUUGGCAAUGGUUUGUUUUGUGGAUGGAGAUGAAACUAUUGUAAUAACACUUUAAGUUGACGUGGUAAAAGAUUGGAAACUUUUUAAUAAUAAUAUUUCGUAUGAUAAAAGUUAUGCUCCUUUGAACACAGCCAAUGAUGUAUGUCGUACUCUUUUUGAUAUAGAAUUGAUGUAUAGGUUGUACCUUUUGUUUUUAUUCGAAUUAUCGUUUGCAAUUCUUAAGUAGCGACCAAUGCCUUGGUUCCGAUUCCCAAGUAUUGAAGAAAAAUUGAGACGCGUGUAGAUUUUUGUAGUACAUGUAAACCGCUAUCUUUUCUGGUUUGGUUUUUGCUUCACUGC
Molecule: messenger RNA, 5214 nt
Organism: Patiria miniata (bat star)
Lineage: Eukaryota; Metazoa; Echinodermata; Asteroidea; Valvatida; Asterinidae
Product: guanine nucleotide-binding protein subunit beta-1
Exons: 10
Coding region: 291-1313 (340 amino acids)
Biological process (GO): G protein-coupled receptor signaling pathway
Cellular component (GO): heterotrimeric G-protein complex; cytoplasm
Molecular function (GO): signaling receptor complex adaptor activity; protein binding
Source: RefSeq, a predicted model, not a curated record